AUUUUCCUUUAGUAUUGAAUUAAGAUUCUAUUCUGAUUUUUGUUUUAAUAUUCGAAAAGGUAGGAAGUUAAAGUUAGUGAAUAAAUCAACGGUUGAAUUAACAUUAAUUGUAUUAACAAAUACAUACAUCAAUAAAUAUAAAUAUUAUACACAGAAAUAGGAGAAGAAAGAGGCUGUGAAACUGACAAAAGCGUGGCGCCAUAUUGCGUGCUUGUGUUUAGUUUCUUUCUGGCGCGUGGUCAAGAAUUAUUACAAUCUUUAAUAAAUAACGAUGUCUGAGAAUCAGGAACAAAAACCUGAAGCCGGUCCAGGUGACGCAAAUUCAGAAUACAUCAAGCUGAAAGUGGUUGGAAAUGAUAGCAACGAAAUUCACUUUAGGGUAAAGAUGACCACCCAAAUGGGGAAGCUUAAGAAAUCUUAUAGUGAUCGCGUCGGUGUACCUAUGACAUCGCUGAGGUUUCUUUUUGAUGGUAAAAGAAUUAACGAUGAUGAAACACCAAAGCAGCUUGAAAUGGAAAACGACGAUGUAAUUGAAGUAUAUCAAGAACAAACAGGUGGUCAUAACUGAGAUAAUUAUUAAAAGUAAUAUCAUGCAAAUUUGGUUUUCAUAUUUUAUAAAGUGAAAGUGACUAUUACGCAUAAGAAAUGGACAAGUUAAUUAAUAUGCAUAUGUAUGUUAAAGAAAAAAAAAACAGUAUAUAGUUUCAUUUUCAUAUAUUAUUCUAAAUGUGCUGUUCUACAUUCCUCUAACAAGGCAAUUUUAAGGACAAGCAACAUAAUCACUUUUUUUUGUAAUGUAUAAUUUUAUCGGUUUUAAAAAUAUCAGUUCAUAAAACUAA
This is a messenger RNA of Polistes dominula (European paper wasp), 839 nucleotides long. Its product is annotated as small ubiquitin-related modifier. NCBI's taxonomy places the organism in Eukaryota, Metazoa, Arthropoda, Insecta, Hymenoptera, Vespidae. The record is from RefSeq and is a predicted model, not a curated record. Gene Ontology annotation, molecular function: protein binding.